This is a messenger RNA of Triplophysa dalaica, 5508 nucleotides long. It is a transcript of the gene cntn4, whose product is annotated as contactin 4. Gene Ontology annotation, molecular function: protein binding. Gene Ontology annotation, cellular component: axon; plasma membrane. Gene Ontology annotation, biological process: axon guidance; cell-cell adhesion. Bases 266 to 3388 code for a protein of 1040 amino acids. The record is from RefSeq and is a predicted model, not a curated record. The transcript is spliced from 23 exons. Lineage: Eukaryota; Metazoa; Chordata; Actinopteri; Cypriniformes; Nemacheilidae.
CUCAGUGCUGAUGCGUGAAUCAGCGGGGACCGCGCGAGGAUAGCGCAAUAUAUCCAGUUUAACGGCGCCGCGCGCGUAUUUGCCCACUGAGCGUCAGAUUUGGAGAUCCGGGCUGUUUUAUUCAGGCAACCGGGAAGAUUUGGUUCCGCUCCGAUGCUCGGUUCAGUGAGUAUCUCGCAGUGAGCCUGAGGAGAGGAAGGGUACUCGAUGUAUCAUAAGUGAGGAUCAGGAAACCAUAGAGAGGACUCCCUGCAUUCCUGAUUGGAUGCGAGUUGACUUUGACCGAACCAAACUGAAGAUGAAGUUGCUAUGGAAACUGCUGCUGCUGCAGUCAUUCAUGGGGUGCCUCGCAGCAGGCAACACUCUGCAGAGCCCCGUGUUUACGAAGCAACCGGGCAGCAUCGUGUUUCCAGUGGACUCCAUGGAGAAGAACAAGGAGGUGGUUUUCAGCUGUGAAGCUCAAGGUCACCCGCCUCCUUUUUACAGGUGGAAACUUAACGGAACCUUGAUCAACCCUAAACCUGGAUCUCACCACAGCCUUUCUGGAGGCAACCUUCGCAUCACCCAUCUCAAUAAAGACGAGGACGCUGGGACCUACCAGUGCCUCGCAUCCAACUCCUUUGGGACUAUCGUCAGCAGGGAGGCCAGUCUAACCUUUGCAUACUUGGAAAACUUCAAAACCCACAGGCGGAAUUCUGUGUCUGUCAGGGAAGGGCAGGGGGUGGUGCUUCUUUGCGGACCGCCCCCUCACUCGGGAGCGCUGACGUUCUCUUGGAUUUUUAACGAGUACCCGUCCUUCGUGAAGCAGGACUCCCGUCGUUUCGUGUCCCAGGAGACGGGGAAUCUAUACAUCGCUAAAGUCGAGCCAUCCGACGUGGGCAACUACACCUGCGUCGUGACCAACACCGUCACCAAGACACGUGUCCAAGGCCCGCCCACUCCUCUCAUUUUGCGCACUGACGGUGUCAUGGGAGAAUAUGAACCAAAGAUUGAAGUGCAGUUUCCAGAAGUUGUUCAGGUGGCCAAAGGUUCGACAGUUCGCCUAGAAUGUUUUGCAUUGGGGAAUCCGGUACCUUCCAUAAGCUGGCGCCGAGUGGACGGAGUCCCCUUCUCCCGCAAAGUGGACGUGAGAAAAACCAGCGGAGUCAUGGAAAUCCCGUACUUCCAGCAAGAAGACGCGGGCACGUAUGAGUGUGUCGCGGAAAACACCAAAGGUCGAAAUUCUGUGCAAGGAAAGCUGUCUUUCUUUGCUGCUCCCCAGCUAAUUGAAAAGCCCCAGGAUGUGCAGAAGGCCAUCGAAGACUCUUUGGUGUGGGAAUGCAAGGCCACGGGGAAACCUAAACCCUCCUUUAGAUGGAUGAGGAACGGAGAGAACCUGGAGCCCACUGAGGAGAGGGUCCAGGUCAUUAAUGGAGCCUUGUCCAUCACCCGCUUGGCGCUGUCGGAUAUUGGAAUGUACCAAUGCGUGGCUGGAAACAAGUACGGGGAGGUUUAUUCCAAUGCUGAACUCACAGUUAUCGCUGUCGCUCCAGAUUUCUCUCAGAACCUGCUGAAGAGCCACACUCUGGUGAAAGAGGGUGGCGAUGUUCUGAUUGAAUGCAAGCCUAAGAUGUCUCCGCGUGGAGCGAUCUCCUGGCGCAAAGGCAACGACGCCCUCAGAGAAAGCAGCAGAGUUGCUAUUUUGGAAACCGGAGCUCUUCGAAUAUCCAACGUAACCAAACCAGACGCUGGGACGUAUACGUGUGUUGCCCGUAACCAGUUUGGAGUGGCGAGCAGUUCAGGAAACCUGCUUGUCAAAGAACCAACGAUCAUAACAACCACCCCCUCAACGCUGGAUGUGACUGUGGGCGAGAGCAUUAUUCUGCCCUGUCAGGUGUCUUACGACCCCUCGCUGGAGCUCAAGUUUACCUGGUUCUUCAACGAGCAGCUCAUUCACUUUGGCAGCCAUGGAGGAUACUUUGAAAAAGUCGGAGGACAGCACUCGGCAGGUGACAUCAUGAUCCGGAACAUUCAGCUAAGGCAUGCUGGGAAAUACACGUGUGCUGUGCAGACCAAGGUGGACAGCAGCUCUAUUGCCACUGACCUUAUUGUUAGAGGUCCCCCCGGUCCCCCUACCAGCAUCCAUGUGGAAGAAAUCACAGAUACCACUGCUACUCUCUCCUGGAGGCCUGGUCCUGAUAAUCACAGUCCAAUUACUGCCUACACCAUCCAGGCUAGAACCCCUUUCUCCCUGGGUUGGCAAGCUGUUAGCACAGUGCCGGAGGUUGUGGUGGGCUCGCAUCUGACAGCAACAGUAAUCGAGCUCAACCCCUGGGUGGAGUACGAGUUCAGAGUGUUGGCAAGCAAUGCGGUGGGCAUGGGGGAGCCCAGCAAACCCUCAAAGAAAGCAAGGACGAAAGAAACUCUUCCCAAGAUCACCCCAGCCAAUGUGAGUGGAGGAGGUGGCAGUCGAUCAGAAUUAGUCAUCACUUGGGAGCCCGUUCCUGAGGAGCUCCAGAACGGAGCGGGAUUCGGCUACGUUGUUGCUUUCAGGCCCUUUGGCGCCACCGGGUGGAUGCAAGCGGCAGUUCCAUCUGCCGAAGCCUCCAAAUACAUCUUCAAAAACGAGACCAUCUUACCAUUUUCCCCCUUUCAAGUCAAAGUGGGGGUUUACAAUAACAAGGGGGAAGGACCUUUCGGACCAGUGGUCAACAUUUAUUCCGCUGAGGAGGAGCCCGGAAGAGCACCUACCCGAGUCAGAGCCAAAAGUCUUUCGGCGUUUGAUGUGGAGGUGUCUUGGAAAGCUCUUCCUUGGAGCACCAGCAAGAAACGUGUUCUGGGAUAUGAGUUAAGAUACUGGGAGAAGAAUGAGAAAGAAGAUACAGCUAGUGUACUCAGGACAGUAGGAAAUCGGACACUGACGAUUAUUCAAGGCCUGAAGGGCAGCAGUACCUAUUAUAUUACUGUACGGGCCUAUAACACUGCAGGUACAGGACCACCAAGCCAGCCGGUCAACGUCACCACCAAAAAGCCGCCACCCAGCCAACCUCCUUCAAAAGUGAUGUGGAAUACAUCAAACAGCAAAAUUAUUCUAAACUGGGAACAAGUGAAACCUCUAGAAAAUGAGUCUGAGGUCAUGGGGUAUAAGGUCCUGUACAAGCGCAACAGAUUCAGCAGGCCCACCGUCAUGGAGACCAACACCACGUCUGUGGAGCUUUCCCUGCCCACAGAUGAGGAAUACUUCAUCCAGAUCAAACCAUUUGGGGAAGGUGGGGAGGGCAGCAGCAGCCGGCAGAUCACCAUUCCCAGAAUAUCAGGUCCCAAUGCUGUCGGCUCCGCUUCCAGCGUCUCCACUCUCUCAGCCCUCAGCACAAUAGCUCUAUCGCUCACAGCCCGAACAUCUUUAUGACAGAACACAGCGCGGGCCGCUGACUCCAGACGAGACGUUCUUCGUCCAGAGAAGACUUUGAGAAAAGUGACUCAGACAAAUUGAUGGAACUCAUUCGUAAUGAAGGGAAUAACGGGUGCGUGGUUCGGUAGCCGAUUUAAAGUUGAAGGCUAAUAGGACUGAAGUUGAUGUUACCAAAGCAGCUUUUUAAAAACCGGCGGGAGAGAAAUAUGUCGAGUGCUUAUUUUGUAUGGACGACAUAUUUCGCAUUUUUUAUUUUGAGUUGAGUUGGUCGGUCCGUUUGUUCCCGCGCUUUUAGAUGCAUGUCACGUACAAUGUUUUGUAAGAGAAUGCAGAUGUUCGAACCUUAAAUAUUUAGAGAAAGACACGUUUGGCUGAAAAUGAACUUAUUUAAGGGGACGGUCCUUCGAGGUCACUCUGAAAGCAGAGAAACUCAAAGGAUUAUUUAACGUUACUGUUUACGACACGGGAAUAUACUUGCACUGAAAUCACGUCUGAUCGAAAAUGGACAACGGGAACUCGAGCGGAUCCCGCUACGAGGCCUUUGCUGAUGUCUUCGAAGGUUGUUUUGUCUUCGUUGUCUCAUUUCUUUCUGGUCAGCCGCAGACUUCAAACUUUGUGGAUGUUCACGUGGUUGUCUUUUAUCCCCAUCAUCCUCUGCUUCUCUGUUGUUUUGUAAUGCAUCUAGAGCUCUUUGCCUUGUGUGUGCCUGUGCUCUGUGUUUUAAACUCCUCAGGUCCUCAAAAAGCCUUAAUACAUAUUUCUUAGCGUUAACUAGUUAAGUGCUGGACGCCAGGGCUGUGAGUGGUUAGUUAUGACAGGAGGCUGGGGUCAUCAAAAUUUCCUUUCAGGUUGGGGAUUGUAGUAAGGGCGAGUUUAUUGCUUCCAUAAUCCAUAUUAUAACAGCCAUAUGCUGUUAUUCAUUGUUUGAAGGCAAUACAACAUGUGUGUGCGUGUGCUUGCGUGUGUGUGUGUGACCCCACUUCCGUAGGGGCUACAGGCUCUGCAUUUUUUAAAUGCCAUGUGAGACUGGUGAGGUAAAGUAGCUUGUCAUUUAUUGAGGCGCAAACAGUAGACGUACUGCUUUAAAAGGGACACGUGAUCCACGACUGAGUGAAAAAAGUAUAUGUAAAUGCUUUUUGUAUAUUCCAGAUAAUUUAUAUUUAAGUGGACAACAUCAAUGUUUCCUACAAACUCAUCUUGGUUGUUAUCCUAAAGAAAAUAGACGUUUCUUAGCUUAAAGUGGCUCUGCAUGUGGAUGUAUUCAUUUCCAUCUUAAAUCAUUAAUAACUGACAACUUGACAGCGGACACAGCGCAGUCUUUCAUUUCUGAAGAUUUGUGUAUGGUGCAUUUACCAUAGCCAGAAUGGUCUUUCUCAAAACCAGUGCUUUCCAUUAAACUAUCAGAGAUCCAUUUAUUGAACCAUAUUCCUUUGUCCUCCAAAGUUCUCUGUUUAUACUGGACGAAAAAAAUAAACGACAUUUAUAAAAAAAUAUAUUGCAUUCGACUACACAGGUUUUGUUGGAAUCUGGGUGCGUUAGCUGUAAUGGAGGUGUAGGUUAUAAGAUCUUUAUCAGUUUAUUUAUUCACCCUCAUGUUGUUCUUAAACUGUAAAUCGAUUCUGUAAAAUCUUCAAGACUUGUUUUUCAUACAGUGAAUUCAUGUCAUGACUAACGUAAAUGCUUUUAAACUCCAAACAUAUAACAAUAAAUUGCAUUUCGCUGCAACCAAAUCUCAUUUACACCCCACUUGUGAUAUAACUGGCGUUCAACAAUCAACAUAUAUUUGACCUCUGACCUUUGUAUGACACAAUUGAAGAAAAAUAAAUGUACCCGUUUUAUGUUGUUAACCAUUCAAUGUAGGUGUUUGUAGUUUUAUCGUAAUUUUUUUUUUUUAUUAAGUUGCAUUCUUGCUUUGGUCCUGUUGGAGCCUUAUAGACGUUGGUCACUGUCUGCUUUCGUUGUAUGAAAAAGGAUGAACGUCUGCUUAACUUCUUUGCAUUCCACGGAAGAAUCAUACAAGUUAAGAAACUUAUGAGGGUAAAUAACGUAAUUAAAACAUUUUGGGUAGCACCCUUUGAAACUGAAAAUGUAUUUAUUUAAUUCUUAGAAUGCUACAG